Messenger RNA from Arabidopsis arenosa, 855 nucleotides. Lineage: Eukaryota; Viridiplantae; Streptophyta; Magnoliopsida; Brassicales; Brassicaceae. The record is from the annotation of a GenBank genome assembly.
AAAAGAUAAAUAUAUUUCCAUUGAACCUCUCUUUCUCAAUACGUGCUUCAAUGGAGAAUUCACCAAGAUACAGAGAUGACGCAAAGAACUUGCUUCCUUCACCAAGCAGCUGCACCACUACUCCGAUCCGACUCUUUAGAUCCACCAACAUGGUUGACACCACUUUCAUCCGAACCGAUCCUGCUUCCUUCAAGCAAGUCGUCCAACUGCUCACCGGAAUCCCCAAGACCCAGCCCCACCAACCCGACCCGAGAUUUUCUUCUUUUCACUCAAUCCCUCCGAUCAAAUCCGUGCCCAACAAGAAACAAGCUGCUUCCUUCCGCCUCUACGAACGUCGCAAUUCGAUGAAGCAUUAUCUCAAGAUCAACCCGACCCAUUCCGUGUUACCCGAGACUCUCUCCCCCAGCAUCUUGGAUUUUCCGGCUCUGGCUCUCAGCCCUGACACUCCUCUCUUGCCUGAUCUGUUUUCUCGAUCCGGAUCUUUGAGUCAGACUCAGAGCCCUAGUGAUCCGAAACCGAGCUCCGAUGAUGACGAAGAGAGAGCGAUCAAGGAGAAAGGGUUUUAUUUGCACCCAUCACCGUCGACAACUCCGAGGGAUGCGGAGCCCCGACUUCUCUCUCUCUUUCCGGUGACUUCGACUCACUCGCUGCCAUCACCUCAUGAUCAACCCUAGUUUUGCCUUUGUUUUGUUUUGAUGUUGUAAGAUUUUGUAAUGCUUGGUGUGACAACAAUUGAUUAAUGAGAAUUCUUACAAAAACCUGGACUUUUGCGAAUAUUCUCGUUAACUAAAAUCAUCGGCUGGCUAAUGGAUAUGUUGUUUCUUUCUCCUUCGUAAAUAUAGUUUUAUAGACGUG